This is a messenger RNA of Acaulospora colombiana, 1236 nucleotides long. The record is from the annotation of a GenBank genome assembly. NCBI's taxonomy places the organism in Eukaryota, Fungi, Glomeromycota, Glomeromycetes, Diversisporales, Acaulosporaceae.
AUGAUGGUUAUUGGUCUAGGUACCAAUAGAGAUUUGAAUGAGCAUGUUACUACGUCGCCAGCCUCACCUUCGAGUCCCCAGUCUACACACUCGAGACAAAAUUCUACUGGAACGACUACCGUGUCCUCGAAGCAGUUAUCAAAGACUUUACUGACCUUGCUGACAGCAAAAAGUCAAGCUGGUGUAUGGGAACUUGGGAAAAGUGCAAGUACCAAUUUUCAUGCGGUGGCUGUUGAUAAGAAUCAUCAAUUCCCACCUCGCAAGCCUGCGAUGCGACCUUCACAAACCCCACACCAUUCCACCAUUCCUGCGCAUUCUCCUCUUUCACCUUACACUCCUGGUUCUCCCGUGCAUCCCGAUGGUUUGAUUCCAGCGAUAUGGGUCAGAAAACAUCGUGAAAUUAUACCAAGUGUUGUCGUGGGAUUUUAUGAUUUAUGGCAUAGGUCAAUGGUCACUACAACAAAGGAAAAAGAUGAACUUACAUUGCAGGAGCCUUUGGGUUCUUUGGAACCCAUUGAAAAAGAGAAGGACUCUAACUUGGCGUUGGAAAUUAAUGAAAAAAGAAAAUCUUUGCACGAGAGGGGUAUUAGAUUCGCUGCUGUAAUUAUUCUUAGGACGCAACACAUGGAAGAACAGAUGACCGAGGAGAGAUUAGGAAAUAUUCGAAAAGCAAGUGGCCUCGACGCGAAAAAUUGCUUCAUGGUGUUGACCCCUAGUGCACAUGUGGACCUGCCCGAAUAUGUAUCAAAUUCCACGAAAGAAUAUAUAUCUCAAGAAUCCCAACCUCUAAGCGUACAAGGCUGGAUGAUUCGCUACGAUUACAAGAUGGCGACUUUUGCAGAAUUUCGUCAAGAGAUGGAUGCCGCAAUAAAUACAUCGUCUACCGAUAAUAGGUUUUCGUCAAAUAAUAAUAUUUCUAGUACAGGAAUUAAUCCUUCUGUAACCCUCCAGCAUCCUGGUUUUUACUAUUAUUUGGCUGCAAAAUAUAAUUCUAUGAAAAGGAAAAAGUUCUUGGAAUUGGAGAAGAACUUUCAGAGAAUUGACAAUUCGAAGAUUCCACCUUCUGUCAUCGAUGCCGAGAGAAAUGUAGAACAUUCGACGUUCACCAUUGAGCUUCUGACAAAAAGUUACGAACAAUUCAAAAAACAAAAAACUGGACGCAUGACGCUUUAUCUUGCUUCUGAAAUAGCCGAGACAUAUUUUGAAGCGGAGAAAUAUGAUAUGGCGUUAAAGUAA